AUGGCGACGUGCAAGCAUACCGCGGCUGCGGCUCACCGUGUCCGCUCCCUCACAUCUCCCCAGCAAAGAAAACCUCCAUUUAUAGGACCCACCACAAAACUCACUCUUUGGACUCUUAAAAACAAACAAGAUCCUGAAGCCACAGGCUUCGUGCGGGCUGUGUGGUUUUGUAAAAUCUCAAACCGAGACACACAGAGCCAGGCUUUCAGUAUGCUCCAGUCACUGGAAGGACUGAGCGCAUUCAGGAGCCUGGAGGAACUCAUCUUAGACAACAAUCUAUUCGGUGACGACCUCGUGUUGCCACGGUUACCCCACUUGCACACCUUAACCCUCAACAAGAACCAGAUUACUGAUUUAGAGUACCUCCUUGAUCACCUGGCAAAAGUGACACCAGCCCUGGAAUACCUCAGCCUGCUGGGAAACGUGGCAUGUCCCAAUGAGCUAGUCAGCUUGGAGAAGGAUGAGGAAGACUAUAAGAGAUACAGGUGCUUUGUUCUGCACAAGUUGCCAAAUUUGAAGUUUCUGGAUGCCCAGAAAGUCACCAGACAAGAACGGGAGGAGGCAUUGGUCAGAGGUGCCUUCAUGAAGGUAGUGAAGCCCAAGGCUUCCAGUGGAGUUGAAGCUGCCUCUCCAGAGAGCCACCUCCGGUACACACCCCUGCCUUCUGCAUCCAGAGAACUCACCAGUCACCGAGGUGUGCUGGGGAAAGGUCGCUAUUUUUACUAUGGAAGAAACUCAGAGGGUAAUAGGUUCAUCCGAGAUGACCAGCUUUGA
Cricetulus griseus (Chinese hamster) is the source of this 774-nucleotide messenger RNA. Lineage: Eukaryota; Metazoa; Chordata; Mammalia; Rodentia; Cricetidae. The record is from RefSeq and is a predicted model, not a curated record.